AUGAGAGGAGGAGUGGGAGAAGGUAACUGUGCUGCUGGGUUUGGUGUAUGUUGUGUAUUCUCUAGUACAUGUAAUGAAGAAACUUCACAGAAUACAACAUACUUCUCUAGUCCUAGUACUAUACCGGCAGUCCUAGUACUAUACCGGCAGGUAAAUAUAUGGUUUGGUGUAUGUUGUGUAUUCUCUAGUACAUGUAAUAAAGAAACUUCACAGAAUACAACAUACUUCUCUAGUCCUAGUACUAUACCGGCAGUUUGUAGUUUGAUGAUAAGACCAUUGAAUGAUAACAUUUGUCAGGUUCGAUUGAAUUUCCUAACUCUGAACCUGGAGGACCCGGAUAUUUCUGGAUUCUGUAGAAACGACUAUCUCCAGGUGACCGGAGGAGUAUCCCAGAGUGGUAAGAUCCCAACUAUCUGUGGAUCUAACAAUGGGCAGCAUGUUAUCUAUUCUUCAGUUGCUAACUUUCCCGCCAGAUUAUCAAUAGUAGUCAAUACACAGACUUCAACAGCUAGGUAA
Eurytemora carolleeae is the source of this 516-nucleotide messenger RNA. RefSeq lists its product as uncharacterized. The record is from RefSeq and is a predicted model, not a curated record. NCBI's taxonomy places the organism in Eukaryota, Metazoa, Arthropoda, Copepoda, Calanoida, Temoridae. The coding region runs from base 1 to 516 and encodes 171 amino acids. The transcript is spliced from 6 exons.